Salarias fasciatus (jewelled blenny) is the source of this 1852-nucleotide messenger RNA. RefSeq lists its product as uncharacterized. The record is from RefSeq and is a predicted model, not a curated record. NCBI's taxonomy places the organism in Eukaryota, Metazoa, Chordata, Actinopteri, Blenniiformes, Blenniidae. The coding region runs from base 106 to 1071 and encodes 321 amino acids. The transcript has 14 exons.
UUACCCUUCAGGCCACAUGAAGGGAGACUGGCUGCAUCUUCCCCUGACAACAUAACAGCAGCACAGCAGAAAAAACUCAAAAUCUCUCUACCAUGGCUGACUGAGAUGACCAAAACUCCUGAAAAAGAUGGACACCCGCUCACUGGUUCCUCAUACCACUAUGUUUUAUAUGACAGAUUCCACGAGGCUGACACCAAGGAUCCACAAGAAGUUUUGAGGCGAAUCAACCUGGUUCCUGAACUUCAGGGUUCAUUGAACAGCCAGGUGGCUGAGCAGCUUUUUGCAAGCAUGAAAAAAAACAACUACUUUCUUAAUAACAUGGCUCCAUCAACACACAUCUUUUUGAUGAGAAACAUUGUUCAUCACAGAAACAGCAACACAAACCAAAAACUCUUGGAACAACAGGUACAGAGAGGACACGAGUCCCAUCGUUUGGAUGAAGUUACACUGAACAACGUUGGGCAAGCAGUGCUUGGCCGAACACAUCCUCAUAUGGACGAGCCUGAGCGGCAACAACCCCCACCAGUUGGUGCCCCACUGCAGCCACAAGAGCAUCACACUGACCCAAACAGAGACAUGGAUCUAUGUGGAUUACACUGCGAAUCUAUCACAAAUUAUGACAAUGUCCGGCCAUGCCGUGCAUCAUGGACACUCGGAACUCAUCCUGCCCAAAAGCAGCUGCUUGACUAUGUCUUGGACACUGAAAGGCCAGCAACAGAGUUGAUUGUCCAAACACAGAAGGCAUGCCUCACACGAGCUGACUUUUGGACCCUUGGAUUGAAUGCUGAAAUGGAAUCAACUAUUGGAAACGCAUGUUUUGAGCUCAUCCAAAAAAUUGCUCUUUCAAAGGGAAGAAAUAUAUUUGUGGCUGACCUCUAUGCAGUGGCAACAUGGCGACGGCCCACAGCGUGUGACCCACUCUUGAGUUUGCCUGAUGAUGUUUCCAUGAGAGAUCACAUCGUUAUUCCUAUUUGGAAACCUGGACACUUCCUCUUGUCUAAACCUUUGCCAGGAUGUAAAUCCUGGGACAUGGACAGAGAGGGUUGGAAAAGACCUACAGGGUUUACCUAGACAGUCAUUUGGGAACGAUUGUGGCAUUUUCAUGUUGAUGCAUUACCGAUAUGCCAGCUCUGAGAAAAUGGUGGUGUGUAAUGCUCAUGGAGAACUUUGACCUCGGAAGCUGUGGGAAAGUCUUCGCCCACUGGACUGAUGCUGCAAAAGCUCUGCUGCGCGGAGAGGCGCCACCAGUCUUCCGUCUGAAGAAACGGAAAUUAGAUGAUACUGCUGAGGACCAAGAGCCUCAGCCACAGCCUCUGCAAAUUACAUCUCCACUCCAAAAAGAUGCUCAGACAGAAGGGGAAGCGACCAGCAUAGAGGACAAAAUUCUCCAAGACUGCACAAAAGCUGCAGAAUGGGUUCAGGACAAUCCACAUUUGUUUGCUGCAACUGUUGAGAUGCCUGACAUCCUGCAGAUGGGACCAGAGAUGCAGAAGGAGUUUGUGAAGCAGUUGCUUAGCCUUUCAUCUGACGGAUCGAGUCAGCUUUGCGAGGACGACAAGGAACAAAUCUUGGAGCCAUUCAAGUUUACAUUUCAAGUCGUGGAAGACAUGUGGAGGUUUUGUGAAGAAAUAAUGGACAAAAGACAAUACCGGGCAUAUUGUGAAUGCAGGAUUGAGGACCAAUAGAUGGGCACUCUUUUAUAUGGUGGGGAAAAACAAAACUAUGCUGCAUUAAAAUGUAAAUACAUGUAUAAUAUGUAUAUAGUAAAGUUGUCCACAUAUAUCUUUUGGAUAAGUGUUAGUAGAAAUGUUUCUACAAUAUGUUGUCUGUUAAAAUAAAUAUGUUAACCCCA